GAUGUAAAAGUCAUAGGACUUGGAGAUUCUGAUAAACUGACCAUUCUCAGAGGAUGUCCUGGUAUUCCAGGAUCCCUCGGACAGAAAGGAGAAGCUGGAGGCGUUGGUAUGAAAGGAGAAAAGGGAAGUCAGGGGACUGCAGGAAAAGCUGGUCCUCCGGGUGAAAAAGGUUUUAAAUAUUUACCUUCUCAACCUCUCACAGGUUUGAAAAACUGUAAAGAACUUCUGCAGCAGGGUACAGUGCUAAGUGACUGGUACACCAUAUACCCAGAUGGUCAGAAGCCCAUGAAAGUGCUGUGUGAUAUGUAUACUGAUGGAGGAGGCUGGAUUGUCUUCCAGAGACGUUAUGAUGGGUCUGUUGAUUUUUUCCGUGACUGGAACUCCUACAAGAGAGGUUUCGGGAGCCGCCUGACUGAGUUCUGGCUGGGCAAUGACAACCUUCAUGUGCUGACAUCAUCAGGCACAUGGGAAAUUCAUAUUGAUCUACUUGCCUUUGACAAAAUAAAGCAUUUUGCCAAGUAUGCAUCAUUCCAAGUUCUGGGAGAAGCUGAGAGGUAUAAAUUGGUACUUGGAGCUUUCACUGAGGGCAAUGCAGGUGACUCUUUGAGUGGCCAUGGCGAUAUGCAAUUCUCCACCAAGGACAAUGAUAUCACUGAAUCCAAAUGUUGCAGCGUCUAUAAAGGAGGAUGGUGGUACAAUAACUGCCACUCUUCAAACCUGAAUGGGCUCUACCUGAUGGGACAACAUGACUCCUAUGCGGACGGUGUCAACUGGCAUACUGGAAAAGGCUUGCAUUAUUCCUACAAGAUAUCUGAAAUGAAAAUUAGACCAGUCAAUUAA
This is a messenger RNA of Staurois parvus, 840 nucleotides long. NCBI's taxonomy places the organism in Eukaryota, Metazoa, Chordata, Amphibia, Anura, Ranidae. The record is from the annotation of a GenBank genome assembly.